UAUAAAAGAAUACUUUUGAAAAAAACUAAUGUUAUUUUCCCAUUAAAUUUUAUCACUGAUACCAUUACAUUCAAAAUGAGUAAAUUCCUUAUUUAUUUAUUUCUUUGCUAUGUAACUCUAGUGAGUUGUGAUACCUCAACCCCUUGCUCUGACAGUAUAUCAUGUGGUGAAAUGCAAAUAUCAGGUUAUUUAGAAAAAUUAGAAGACACACCCUCAAUUCCAGUUAUCGGAGGUCUAGUUACUUUGGAAAAAGAUACAUUACCUGAUGAAGAACAAACUAGGAGUAGUGAAGAUAUUGUAGAAAGAAGUGCAAGGUUCUUAGCUAGUCGAUCAUUGAAAAUUAGAUUGCCCAGAGAGGAAGCCAGAAGUUUAGUUGCAGAUGCAAGAAGAAGCAAAAUCAGGAAACUCAUCCUGCCUCUUUUACUUCUCUUGAAACUGAAAGCAGCAAUAGUGCUUCCAAUUCUCUUGUCCAUCAUAGCGCUGGUUUCAUUCAAGGGAUUCGGAAUCAGUUUAGCUGCAUUGGCCGUCUCUGGAACGACCGCCUUGAAGAAUCUUCUAGAACAUGCUGGAUCAAAAAUCGAGGUAGUUCCCACUCCGAUCGGUCACUGGAGUAGAACAGGAGCUGUAGAGAGUCCUGUUCCGGCUUACCAUUAUGACUACCAACAGUAAAAGUUAUAGUUAGAAGUGUAUUUAUUUUUAAUUAAUUUAUUUUUAUAAAUUC
Sitophilus oryzae (rice weevil) is the source of this 721-nucleotide messenger RNA. RefSeq lists its product as uncharacterized. Bases 76 to 669 code for a protein of 197 amino acids. The transcript is spliced from 2 exons. NCBI's taxonomy places the organism in Eukaryota, Metazoa, Arthropoda, Insecta, Coleoptera, Curculionidae. The record is from RefSeq and is a predicted model, not a curated record.